AUGACUGCACCUAACCUCUCCUACAGCCUGGAGUACUGGCAACAGGUGCAUCCCAAGGAUCAGCACAUGUCAAAUCGUGUCAAUGACGCCCAGGUGUAUGAGAAGGCUGAGCAAGACUUAAUGGCUCGCAUUGGCUUUCCCACUGUUCUUCAUGGCGAGCCAGUUCCGUUGGCUUUGGAGAAUUACGACUGGAGUGGUGAAUUGGCUCUGAAGUCAUCCAGUGACUUCGUCCAAGACUGGCAGCUCUGUGAUGGGUCAUAUGCAGCAAAUGUUGACGAAGAAAGGAACUUGAACAUGGCAGGUUCCUGGAUUCCAGACUAUCAAACUCCCAUCAGCCCCUUUCCAUAUACAGAUGAAGCAGAAAGGCAGCACAUGUUGUCGCGCGUGGCAGCUGAAAGGGCGCUCUUCAUGACUCCCUCGGUUCAUGCUGUAUCGGUGUCCACAUUUCCCGGUUCCCCUGUAUCUGAUCACUCAAGUACAUUCGAGAGCGCCCAAGGCCCCUUCAGCCGAUGUGAAGACAGAGGCGCAUCGCCAUUGUCCGAUGUCAGGUCCGAGAAGAGCGCCGCCAUGCAUGACCCAAUGGCAACAGGUUGGGUGGCCAACUGCCCCGCUUGGAAGACAGAUAAUGAAGAUUUCCCCACGAUGCUGGAGAUGCCUGAUGGUUCAUCUCGAAAAACCUCCAAUUGGCUUCCAGUCGACCCAGAGGCCGGCUUUACAAUUGGAUCGGGUUCGUACCCUGAUGGUCCGGGCUUUCAUCUGGAGGGUCUUCAUGAUAUCCGCGAAGCCUUUAUCCCAUCAGCCUCCUCUCAGUGGACAUACACCGGGUGA
Molecule: messenger RNA, 828 nt
Organism: Penicillium longicatenatum
Lineage: Eukaryota; Fungi; Ascomycota; Eurotiomycetes; Eurotiales; Aspergillaceae
Exons: 2
Coding region: 1-828 (275 amino acids)
Source: RefSeq, a predicted model, not a curated record